Monascus purpureus is the source of this 1065-nucleotide messenger RNA. The record is from the annotation of a GenBank genome assembly. NCBI's taxonomy places the organism in Eukaryota, Fungi, Ascomycota, Eurotiomycetes, Eurotiales, Aspergillaceae.
AUGCUUGAUUUUGAAUAUCCUACGGCCCCGGCUGUGCUCUCUGUAGCCUUUCUGGCCUUCUUGCUUAUCCUACCCGUAUUCAAAGGCCUACCCAAGAGUGUUAAAAUACCCAGACUCAACUAUAUUACCAAGAAUAAUGAUACCACUGAGAUUGUCUCAUUGAUGGUAUAUCCUAUCAAAUCAUGCAGGGGGAUCAAGCUAUCCAAGACGACCCUUCGUUCCCAAGGCCUUGAUCUUGACAGACGCUGGAUGCUCGUCGACGCGGCAACCAAGCAGUUUCUCACCAUUCGCCAAAUCCCCGAGAUGACCCUCAUUAACACCGGGCUGAAUGACGAUGGAGAAUUCCUUCUUCUAAGCGUCUCAGGAGUCAAAGACAGGGUUGUGAAGAUCCCCUCCCAUCCAACCGAGGAAUGGUUGAAGGAAAAUACAACCCUAGCCAAGGUCCAAGUCUGGGAUACCCUUACGGACGGCCAUCUGUACGGGGAUGAAGUGAACGAGAUGUUUUCCGAGUUCCUGAAUCGAAAAGUCUGCCUGGUCUACAAAGGUCCAACUCCACGCGUUAUGCAAGGGAACGGAGAUCCCAGGAUCCUUGGAAGAACGCAGACUGUCAAUUUUCCCGACGUGCAUCCCGUGUUGAUCGGGUCCGAGGCAUCUCUCGCAGAGCUCAAUUCCCGGUUGGCAGAGAACGGCACUAAACCGAUCACCAUCGAACGUUUCCGGCCUAACAUUAUCAUCCGGGGAAACGUACCGUGGAGCGAGGACACAUGGAAGCUCGUCCGUAUCGGCGAUUCCUCAUCGGCUACCCCAGCACGACCAUUGGUGUUGGAUAUCAUCUGCCGCUGUACGCGCUGCCAAGUACCGAAUGUUGACCCGAACACGGCGCAGAAAAACAAGACGCAGCCCUGGGAUACGCUCAUGUCAUACCGCCGUAUCGACGAGGGUAUGAAAUACAAACCCGUCUUCGGCAUGAUGGGUGCACCGAGGAAUGAGGGGGAAAUAGCGGUUGGCAUGAAAUUUGAGGUGUUGGAAGAAACAGACCAGCACCGAUAUAUCAAAGGGUUCUAA